AUGAAUAACCAGCUCUUCGGCUGCACCGACGACGUCGGUGACUGCCUGUACGCGUGCUGCUGCGGCCCGUGCCACGUCGGUACGAUCGCGCAGCGCACGGGCUCGGGCGAUUGCUUCGGGACGUGCUGCAUCAACUACAUCGCGUACAUGUUCUGCUGUCCCCUAGGGCUCGUGCACGGAGGGAGCGUGUUCAAGAGCGCGCUGUAUCGCGUCGGGGUGACGGCCCCGCUCGAUACGAUCGCGUGCAUCUGCUGCCACCCGUGCUUGCAGUGCCAGGUCAGCCGAGAGAUCAACGAUCGACAAGCGGCGGCGGCGGCGAACCCGCAGGCUGGCGCCCCGCAACCGCAAGUGAUCGUCGUGCAAGCGCCGCCGGCGCAAGUGGUGUACAAGUAA
This is a messenger RNA of Ostreococcus lucimarinus CCE9901, 393 nucleotides long. RefSeq lists its product with no specific name. Bases 1 to 393 code for a protein of 130 amino acids. The record is from RefSeq and is a predicted model, not a curated record. The transcript has a single exon. Lineage: Eukaryota; Viridiplantae; Chlorophyta; Mamiellophyceae; Mamiellales; Bathycoccaceae.